AUGCUAAUCAAAAAGUUCAUUGCUUCUGCCACUCUUCUCUUGGCUUGUGUUGCUUCCAUUUCCUACGGGGCGGCACCACCAGGUUUGCCGAACUUCGCCAUUGCUCGUCCAUUCUCGUUGCACGAUGUUUCCAGUUUGGAAAGUUCGUUUGAUGUUUGGUCGACUUACCCACCUUGCAGUGACGGACCAGCCAUCGGUCAGCCAAAGUUGUUCCUUGUUUACUCACAAUCUUUUGAGAAUGACAAUGCCAUCGUUGCCAAAUCUGCCAUCCAAUCCGUCGAACUUCUCUUUAAUCAAACCAAAGGUUGGGGGAAGUGUUUCUCUCAAGUCGUUGGCUUGGCGGUCAACAUCACUUCCGAAGAUGAUCUAUACCGCAAGGAUGAGCAAGCUACCAACGUACUAUGGGUCAAUGGUCCGAACCGUCAGUUCGAGCGCACUGCUAGGGCCUUGAAGGAUGAAGGAAUCGACUUGUUUUACUUGAUGGAAAUGGAUUCCAUCCCGAUCAGCGAGUAUUGGUUGGAUACCCUUGUAGAAGAGAUCCAGACCCAGCCGAUCGACUUUUCCAUUCUUGGAAGCAAAUAUCGUGGCGACAACUGGGAUAACUUCUAUUCCACACUUCCAUCUUCCCUUGUCAACCACAUCAAUGGGAAUGCCAUCUACAACUUGACCAACGGCUUCUUCUGGCUACUUGUGGAACAGCUUGAAUUGGAGGCCAAGAGCGUCGAGAAUUCGGUUGCGUUCGACUAUCGCAUCUCUCAGAUUUUGGACGAAGCUGAAUUUGGCAUCCGUCCAGCCUUUCCUCCAUCUUUCUUGUCCGCUUACCCCCUCACCAAGGUAUCAGAUGCAAUCAAGGACAGCGUCGAGGCUAUUCGAGCUUCGCUUCUCGAGACUGCAGUUAUCGGGAACUACGCCAGUACCAAUAUGGUGAAGACCUACUUGAACGAUGAAGAAGUCAUCAUCCACGGAGCCAAUUUGCGGGAAAGCUGGGACAAGAAUGAAAUGGGUAAUUUAUCAUUGAUUGUCUCCGAUUGGCACGAAGGAAAUGCAAGACACCUUCUCGCAGACUUGGACCAGUCCAGUCACCCAUUUGCUGAGAUUGUUGUAUUGACCGACAACACAACCUAUUCAACCGAAUUGGCAAACUUGACAAACCUUCCGGUUCAAUUUGUCAGUCGUUACAAUCUCUCGGAUCAACUUGAUAUUUGCACUGCUCCAAUUUCUACCGAAUGGUUCAUGAAGACCAAUUCCUUUCAUCGCAUGAGGAAAAAAAUGGAACUCAUGACUGAAAGUGUCAAUGGAACUCUGAAGCCAGUGGUCCCUUUCAUCAACGCAAACAAUGAGUCUUGCACUUUCCACCCAUCUUGCACACGGGAAGUCGACUUUGCAAGAAUGAUUGAUCAGGACACCAACGAAACCUUCCAGACCAACCAAUUCAUUUUCCAUACCGAUUCUCGCAACGACUUUUGCGAUUUCAUCGCCAGCGAGUUCUCGAACAAUACAGUUGUAAGCGCCACAUCCUACGUCGCUUUCCUCGACAAGCACUUGCCCAACAACGAAAGCAUGUACCUGCCAUAUUACAAGGGGGAGGGAGGCUUCCGUGAUUUGUUUGUGCGCUUGCCAGGAUCGAUCGUGCCAUCCCCUCUGCAAUUCGCAAACAGCAGCGGUUUCACAAACAGCAGUAAUUCCAGCGACACUUGCGCACUUUUCACUGCCGAGGACGAGUGCCUUGCAUCGCUUUGUGAAUGGCGUGAAAACUUUGAAUCUUGCAGAUUCUCUUGGAGCAAUGAGACGACCUCGAGUCCAUCGGUGGCUCCAUCCGUGGCCCCAUCCUUUUCUCCAUCCGCUCAGUCUUCCGAAAACCCAACCAUGACCAUGGAUCCAAGCCAUGACCCAUCCAUGCCCACUGAAUCCAAGUCACCCAGUCCAACCAUCGCUCCCACCAGCAAGGGAGUUCGCAAUGCCCCAGUCACUGCCGAACUUCCAACUGUGGCACCAGUGGACGCUGCAGAUCGACAAAGUCGGGGUGGCGCUGGUCGUACCAACCGACCAGUUUGGGUAGAAGCUGUCACCGGAACCAUUCUUGGAAUUGCUGCUUUGCUCUUUCUUCUUAUGAUGCUCAAAAAGUCAAGCAACAGCGAGUCCGAGGCUAAUGGUGCUGAAAUCACUAGCAACCCAGACAGUGGAUCUGUCAAUGCCACCACAAUGCAAGCAGUCAUGGUCGGCGAUAUGGAUGACAUGGAUAGCAUCCAAGGUUACUCUUCCGUCAGUACAGUCAGUGAUUUGUACCAGACAUACCUUUCGGAAACUGGGAAUUAG
This is a messenger RNA of Cylindrotheca closterium, 2316 nucleotides long. Lineage: Eukaryota; Bacillariophyta; Bacillariophyceae; Bacillariales; Bacillariaceae. The record is from the annotation of a GenBank genome assembly.